CGACGACUUUCAAAGAGGAAAUACAAAUUCAAUACAUUAAAUUUUAAAGAAAAUGAGAACACACGCAGCCACAGCCUUGUACGCAUUACUAGCUCUAUACUGCUUAGGAAGUACUUUAAGUGGGCCCAUAACGGACGUUGGUAAACAAUUUCAGCAGACUGGCGGCGCUGCCAGUGAUUUGGGCAACAUUGAUGUGGUCAAAGAUGCCAAACCAGUCGGUGGUAAAAUUAUUUCCGAUCUAAAUCCCGUCGAGAACAUCAUAAGUUCCAUUCCAGAUGAAAUCGGUUCCUUAGAGAAGUUAAUUUCUAUACUCAGCAAACUGCUCUCAACAGUAAAACCCAACGACUCCGAGCUUCCUGUCGAUAGUUCCUCGGAAAUACCAACUGGUUCAGAAACACAGGUUCCAGUCGAUAACUCCUCAGAAAUACCAAGUGAUUCCGACUGCGAUGGGUCAGAAACUCAGACUCCAACCGAUAAUUCCUCAGAAAUACCAACUGGUUCCGACUACGAUGGUUCAGAAACACAGGUUCCAGUCGAUAAUUCCUCAGAAAUACCAACUGGUUCAGAUUACGAUGGUUCAGAAGCACAGGUUCCGGUCGAUAAUUCCUCAGAAAUACCAAGUGAUUCCGGCUGCGAUGGGUCAGGAACUCAGGCUCCAACCGGCAAUUCCUCUGAAAUACCAACUGGUUCAGACGACGGUGAAUCAGAAACACAGGUUCCGGUCGAUAAUUCCUCAGAAAUACCGAGUGAUUCCGACUGCGAGGGGUCAGAAACUCAGGCUCCAACCGGCAUUUCCUCUGAAAUACCAACUGGUUCAGACGACGGUGAAUCAGAAACACAGGUUCCAGUCGAUAAUACCUCAGAAAUACCAACUGGUUCAGACGACGGUGAAUCAGAAACACAGGUUCCAGUCGAUAAUUCCUCAGAAACACCAACUGGUUCCGACAACGAUGAGUCAGCGACACUAACUUCCAACACCGAUGAGUCGGCUACACAAGUUCCAGUCGAUACUUUCUCAGCACUACCAACUGAAUCUAUCACCGAACAUGAACAUGGUCAAUAACUAACCUUAUAUUAAGCAAA
Messenger RNA from Bactrocera dorsalis (oriental fruit fly), 1083 nucleotides. RefSeq names its product submandibular gland secretory Glx-rich protein CA-like. The transcript is spliced from 2 exons. Lineage: Eukaryota; Metazoa; Arthropoda; Insecta; Diptera; Tephritidae. The coding region runs from base 53 to 1063 and encodes 336 amino acids. The record is from RefSeq and is a predicted model, not a curated record.